Molecule: messenger RNA, 1725 nt
Organism: Drosophila bipectinata
Lineage: Eukaryota; Metazoa; Arthropoda; Insecta; Diptera; Drosophilidae
Biological process (GO): long-chain fatty acid metabolic process; fatty-acyl-CoA biosynthetic process
Molecular function (GO): long-chain fatty acid-CoA ligase activity
Source: RefSeq, a predicted model, not a curated record
AUGUCUACUAGUCCAGGCACUCAGUUGUGAAUUCAAAUCGGACCAGCAAAAUGCCGACCAAGGCUAUAUUCCCCACCUUCUAUAAUGCGGAGACGAAGAUCUGGAGCGGACCGCCCAGGGCCACGUUGUACGACUAUAAUGCCUCCGCCGGCCAAAUAAUCCACAACUCCCUCAAGUGCUGGCCCACCAAUGUGAUUCAGAUCACCGACGACGAUGGCACCGUGCUGACUAACGCCGACAUGCUGGCCUAUGCCACGAGGAUCGCUCUCUACCUGAAGAGCGAGGGCCUUACCCAUGAGGAUAGGGUUGGUAUUAUCGCCAAUUCCAGCACUUAUGUGAUUCCCCUGGCUACUGCCUGCUUCUUCAACGCCACGCCGUUCCACGCAGUCAACUACAGCCGGGAGCCGGCCAUCGUCAAGGGCUUGUUCUCGGUCACCAAGCCCAAGAUCAUGUUCAUCGAUGCCCCCGACUACGAGCGCAUCAAGGAGAUCACAAAGGAGUGGUCCCCCAAGAUCAUCACCCUUACGGGUCGUGUGGAGGGACUGGCCAGUGUUGAGGAUCUGCUGAAGCCCCAUCCUGCCGAGAGAAUUUAUGUCCCCACUCCCUUGGUGAAAGGCGGCGACCAAGUUGCUGUGGUUCUGUGCUCUUCUGGAACAGCUGGCCUGCCCAAGGCUGUGGCCCUUUCCCACCGUCACGUUGCUGCCACCAACUCGCUCGCCAUCAGCACAGAUGUACUGUAUACCAGCGCCACAAUUGACUGGAUGACCGGAUUCUCGAUUACCAUUAUGAAUCUCAUGUGUGGCUUCACCCGCAUCCUCUCCAGCAAGCCCUUCAGCGCCGCCAACGCCCUUGAACUCGUGAAGAAGUACAAGGUCACCUGCAUUGCGAUGGCCCCAUGGCAGGCGUAUGAGCUGUACACGAGUCCUCUGGCCGUUCCCGAGAGCCUGACGUCCCUGAAAAUUUCCUUUGUGAUUGGUGGAUGGAUUUCCCUUCAACUGUUGCGCAAAGCCCAGGAACUGAUGCCUAAUACGUUUAUCAUGUUCUCGUAUGGAACCACCGAGACCGGUGUGGUGACCGUCAACUGCGAUCAGAGACUGGAAUGCUCAGUGGGCAGAGUGGCGCCCGGAAUGCGCGUUAAGAUUCUGGACGAGAACCGCCAAAACUUGCCAGCCAACCAGACAGGCGAGAUCCUCAUCGAUAUCGGCCUGACUUGGGAGGGCUAUCUGAAUAACCCAGUGGACACGGCUGCCACCCUCCAGGAUGGCUGGAUCAAUUUGGGGGAUCUGGGCUACUUCGAUGACGACAACAACCUGUAUCUGGUGGACCGAAAGAAGGAUCUGCUGAAGUACAAGUCCAAGCACUAUUGGCCCAACGAGAUUGAGCAGGUGAUCGCCGAGCUGCCGGAGGUGAAGCACGUGUGCGUUGUGGGUGCUCGGGAUGCGAGGUAUGGCGACGCCGCCGGUGCUCUCAUCAUCAAGAAGGAAGGCGCUGAGAUCAGUGCCCAGAAGAUCAUCGACUACGUGGCCCAGAAGCUGGUAGUGGACUACAAGCACCUGAAUGCCGGCGUCAUCUUUGUGGACAAAUUCCCCAAGAACCCCAACGGCAAGGUCAUGAGGAGCUUGGCGCGCGACAUAUUCGAGGAAGCACAAAAUAUUCAAACACAAUAAUUUAAUAUUCUUUCAAAACCCAAAACAUUUUAAUUUUACUUUAUAACCAAUUGUUUUU